This is a messenger RNA of Prunus mume (Japanese apricot), 1846 nucleotides long. RefSeq names its product protein CORTICAL MICROTUBULE DISORDERING 1. The record is from RefSeq and is a predicted model, not a curated record. NCBI's taxonomy places the organism in Eukaryota, Viridiplantae, Streptophyta, Magnoliopsida, Rosales, Rosaceae.
CUUGGAUCUUUGUGCUCCAUAUUUCACCAGGUAGACUUUCUCAAAUUUGGAUUUACCAGAACAAGAAGAAAAAGCAAUGGCCUCCCUUACACCAGGAGUUCUACUAAAGCUCCUUCAGAGCAUUAACUCCAACGUAAAGGUUCGUGGAGAAUAUCGAUCUGUCCUGCUUCAAGUGAUCAGCAUUGUGCCUGCCUUAAAUGGCUCAGAGCUGUGGCCAAACCAAGGCUUCUUCAUAAAAGUGUCGGAUUCUUCUCAUUCCACUUAUGUCUCACUGUCCAAGGAAGACAAUGAGAUUAUAUUGAAUAACAAGUUGCAGCUUGGUCAGUUUUUCUAUGUUGAUAGAAUGGAGGCAGGAACACCAGUUCCUAUACUUAUUGGGGUCAGACCAGUUCCAGGACGACACCCUUUCGUGGGGAACCCAAAGGAUUUGAUGCAAAUGUUAGAGCCAUCAGAGAGUCCAGUUCAAGCUGAUCAGCAAGGCAGCAAUAGUUUGAAAUCGAGGGAGUCCUUCGACGCAAAAGAUGAAAACUCAAGACAAACGUUUGUUAUUAAAGAGGAAAAGGCAGCUGUUGCAUCUAGGUAUAUGCAAGGUGUUUUGACAUCAAAUUCAAAAGCUAGCGGGCCAGAUUCUAAUGGAGGUGGGAAGAACCAUGACAAUGAGAGUGGUGCUAAGAAGGUUUCCAUGUUAAAAGGCAAGCAGCAAGAGCAUAAUGGUCAGGCACGCUCAAUAACUCCUUCCCAUAAUCGACCUGGUGCACUUUCAUCAAAGCUGGACUCAGUCGUAUCUAACACCAAGGAGACUGCUGCGCCUUAUAGAAGCACUUCUGCAAAACGAACUUCAAACAAACAUGAAAACAUGAACUCUAAUUGUUUGUCAAGCCGAAAAGAUAAAAGCCAGUCACCAGAGGCUGUUUUGUGGGCUUGUCUGCCGGCUAACUUUUUGAAGCUUGGAAAGGGAAUGCUCAGGAGGAGAAAUUUAGCUUCUUUGGUAGCAGCAGAAGCUCAAAAAGAAGCAUCUACAGCUGCAACUCUUGUCAAAUGUCUCAGCAUGUUUGCCGAUCUAUGUUCAUCUGCCUCACCAGACAAUCCCCACCUUCCUCUCAACAAGUUUUUCAUACUCCACCAGCUCAUUGACCAACCAAACAUUGCAGCUGCAUUGAAGGAUAAUUCAAUUCCUUUAACUACAAAACAAUUAAUGCCUCCAGAUGUUGAAAAGUUAAGCAAAAGGACAGGUCUAAUUCAUGGUAAAAGUACAUUGAAGUCUCCAAAGGCCCCUGCUGAGUUAAGUGGAGCAGAAAAACUAGAAUGGGCUAAAGGAGAUAGUGCAAAAGAGAUAGCAGAGCUGAAAGAAAUUCUCAUAAAUGAAACAAGAUCUUGGUUUUUGAAAUUCUUGGAGGAAGCAUUGGAUACUGGCUUUCAUCUGAAACCCCAAGAGAAGAAAGGUAAGGACAGUGCCGGGCGACGCAAUGAGCCAGACAAUCAUAUUGCUGUGACAUUAUCACAGCUUAAGAAAGCAAAUGAGUGGUUGGAUAAACUGAAGAACAAUAUAAACUCGGGGAACAAUGGAUUGGUGGAGAAUGUUGACAGGUUAAAACAAAAAGUAUAUGCUUGUUUACUUGUUCAUGUGGAGUCUGCUGCUUCAGCUCUAGAAAACAGAUCUGACCGUGGUUGAUCCAGCCAAAAGGGUGAUUUUAGAAUUUUGAUUGGCCUCUGGUAUAUUUGAAUAACUUAUUACAUUUAAUUUAAGGUGGUGUUGAUUUCCAACUAAGGUGAUUUGAGCCAAGCAUUUUCAUUUAACUUGUGGAUGAUGAAAUUAUUUAUGGAUGUUCAUUGUGUAUAAAAAUAA